This is a messenger RNA of Tyto alba (common barn owl), 540 nucleotides long. Its product is annotated as ribonuclease CL2-like. The record is from RefSeq and is a predicted model, not a curated record. Bases 1 to 441 code for a protein of 146 amino acids. Gene Ontology annotation, molecular function: nucleic acid binding. The transcript has a single exon. Lineage: Eukaryota; Metazoa; Chordata; Aves; Strigiformes; Tytonidae.
AUGGCGGGCUGGGCGCUAUGCAUGGCCCUGGUGCUGUCAGCCCUGGCCGGGGCGGUGGGCGAGAGCCGCUAUGAGAAGUUCCUGCGGCAGCACGUGGACCACCCGCAGACAUCCUCGCUCACGGCGCACCGCUACUGCGAGAUCAUGCUGGCGCGCCGGCGGGUGACGGCCCCGGGGCGGCCCUGCAAGCCCUCCAACACCUUCGUGCACGCACCGGCCAGCGAGCUGGUGGCUGCCUGCACCCAGACGCCUGACGCGGCGGGGUUCCGCAGCACCCCAACGCCCAUGGGCCUCACGGCCUGUCGCCUGCGGGGGGGGGACACACGGCCCCCCUGCACCUACCGAGCCCGGCAGCUCCAGCACCACGUGCGUCUCGCCUGCCUCGACGGGCUGCCUGUGCACCUUGCUGGCACCCAUGCACCCCCACCCCGUGAGGCUUGAUGGGGGGGGGGGGGGGGGCUGUAGGUGGGGACGUGGAUUCUCUCUCCCACUGGGUCGAACUAGACUCCGUUAGGGUCUGCAAUAAAGGAGGUGACACAG